Molecule: messenger RNA, 5184 nt
Organism: Trypanosoma brucei brucei TREU927
Lineage: Eukaryota; Euglenozoa; Kinetoplastea; Trypanosomatida; Trypanosomatidae
Exons: 1
Coding region: 1-5184 (1727 amino acids)
Biological process (GO): meiotic cell cycle; spindle assembly; cytoplasmic microtubule organization
Cellular component (GO): equatorial microtubule organizing center; spindle pole; centrosome
Molecular function (GO): gamma-tubulin binding; microtubule minus-end binding
Source: RefSeq, a predicted model, not a curated record
AUGCCUUCAACGUCCUCAACAGCAAUUUUGGUUGCGCCCAGGGGACCCACUGUGCGUGAGAAGGGUGAUCAAAUCCCAUCAUUAGUCGAGCUUCUUUUGGAGUUAUCAAGUUCUGUAAGUGGCGAUUUUGCUAGUGGAUUCCAACGCGGCUGCCCCGCAGCAGCUUUGGGCACAGGGAACGUAACUUGUGUGAGUGCGGCCCAUCCUUCCUCUACCUCCUCGGAUGGUUCGUGGAGUAACUCAGUGCGCGUGCCGCGCAAGCGACGCCGACACGUGCUGGAUGCAUUCUUCGAUACGGCCGCCUGUUGCCCGACAUCGUCGCCCGCGCCCCUUCGCCGCCGCAUACGUGAGCUAUUCCGUAACGCGAAGCAGAAUGUUCUUCACACAGCGAAAACCCACGCCUCCAUGCUGGAGCUGCUUUGCUCUCUAAUUGCCCCCUGUGUUGUGCGUAACUGCAGUGCGCCGAAUGGAACGGACGAUAGGGAGCUUUCGGAAGCAGAAUUGAUGCUGUAUAUCGUCCUUCGGACAAGCAUUGCCGCCGCGCCCACGUGGCAGAAACCGCCCGUCGUUCCGCGCUGCUGGUUGUCAUCGUCAAUAACGGCAAUCGUGGAGCGGUCAGUUGAGAUACAACAAGCUCUGUGCUGGUCCUGUGACCCCGACCCCGUCGUGACUGCAGUUUUGGGUAUAAAUGCUGUUGAACACAGGCGUUUGGCACUAAGCUCAUUUAAUUUCUCCCAGUGGUUGAAUGAUUUGCCCUGUCACGUUGACGGUGUGAGGGGCGCUGCCGCUUCGUCGCCUAGUGAAGGCUCAAGGUUAACAGGAUUCAGUCGUUAUAGCAAGACUCACUGCUCUUGGGUUGCGGUGGAGAGUGAAGAUGUGCGGCGGCUGUUUGAAAGGAAGCGGACGCACGUAAUGGCUAGCGAGGAAGGGCCGGCAGCCUGCCAGUAUGGGUGGUUAAUGGAGGGUUCAAGCGCGUGUGGAACAUCCCCACUGGAUGUCGCUUCCCGUAGUAUUGCAGACGAUUUAACCAGUUCGUGUUUUUCGCUGUUCCGUGAGGUUUACCCGUCUCACUCACCCUUCUGUUCCCUCCUGUACGUCGCACUUCACAGGAGUGUUAUUGGGCGGCAGGACCCUUACUUGCUGUUGUCCUUACGGCAAGAAAACUCGGAUUACAAAGAUUCACCUACGAACUCAUUGUCACCUCCAUUCAGGUCUCCACUACUACCGCGCGUGUUUGCUACACCAGGGGCGCCUUCCUCAUCCUUUCCCUGCAUCACGGUGAGCGCGGAGUUUCUUUGCUCGGUUCGUUGCAGCAAAGGAUGCAAGGAUCUGGGGGGUAAGGCUUCUCAGUCGUCAAUCACCGACGGCACCGAAGCGUUUGAAGCCGCAAGCACGGUUUGCUCCAGGGGUGUCAUGGCCAUGUUGCAGUGGAGUUGUCGCUGUGGAACAUUGUUCCUCCGACUCCUUCACCUUUGCGACGUUGCCGAACGUCCGGAGUUUCGAGUGGCCCUUGGAUUGUACGGCAGGAGUGCCAUCACCGCCUUACGCAGAUUGCUUUUCCAUUUGCAGCGCCUCGUGGUGGACAUCUCUGAACGACCCGGAGGUCCACGCGGCGUAUCAUUUUCGGAGCUAGUGCUGGCGAGUCAACGCCUCCGUCCCGUGGUGGAGGAUGUAAUAACGCUGAGUGAUAUCUUUCACGUGCAUGCCGAGGCUGCAUGGGAUCCCGAUACUGCCAUUAGGGAAAUUUCGUCAGCCACACUACUUUCGGCACUUCAUGGGCACUACCAGCGGCGGCUAACAAACAAACUCGGAUGCGGUACCAGUCCUGGCGUCUCACGGGCGCAACCGGACGUUGUUGGGAAUGUGUUCAUCUCUGUGCUACAGCCACUGCACAAAACGCUGUGGAUGUGGAUUUGUAGGGGUGAGUUGCACGACCCCUUCGAUGAGUUCUUUGUUGUUGCGUCGGCUGGUGCUCCGGGUUUGAGCUACUCUGUGGAUGUCUCACCCCAGAGACUCCCUAGUUUCAUUUCAGUGGAGGCUGCGCACAAAAUUCUACAUGCCGGCAUUAGCCUCCGUGCUCUCCGUAUUGCCACGCUUCAUAUCCAGGAGUGUGUGGAAAAAAACCAAAGGGGUCAACGGGGGUUGGUUGAGGAUGUUGACGCUGCUGCCAUGCUUCGGAGUAAGGUGGAAGAUGCGGCUCGCAUCAAAGGCUUCCUUCAAGACUUCAUGAAGGCGCUUACUGGUUAUCAGCGCUCUAAAGAGCUUUUGUCAACCCCAAUGGUAGAUUUGUUGCUGAAAGAAGGUGAGCUGCCGUACUGGCACACUUUUUAUCGUGCCUGCAGUGGGAUAUUACUUCCCUCUUGUGGCGACGUGGCGAGCGAUGAAGCUAAAAAUGAUGAACCCGAGAACGGCACCGCUGGUUGGGAGGGAUCUUCUCUGGUGGUGCUCGAGGAGUCCCAACAGCCAGGUGAAGUUGGACCUAGCGGCUCAUUUGGAUCAUCGGACCAAAGAUCGGUGAGCGUCGUUGGUGUAGAGGUCGUAUCAAUGAGUGCAAGCGUGUCACACUCGACCGGGGCUGCGUCGCCGCCACAGGGAACAAUGUCGGUGGAUACAACUUUUGCUACUGGAGCCGUAGGCAAAGGGGAAACGGGUGCGUCAACGACUCAGGCAACGUUGUGUCGUGAGUACGAAUUGGGGUUGCUCCACCGCCAAACGAGGCAGCGGUUACAACAGUGGAAGGCACAGCGACAGUCCCUUAACUUAUCUCGUGCCUCCGCCAUAUCAAGAACCGUUGAUGAGCUGGCCGACUUCUAUGAAAAUGCGAGAAGGAUCGGACCACUACGUUGUGGGGCUCCUGGCAGGUGGACUGAGGAGGAAAGUAUCGGGAUGGAUGAGGGUGCCCCUGACCACAACAUACUUUAUAGGAUCGUGGAGCCCUUGCGACAGGUCCCCCUGAUAAACGUCGAAGAGGAUGGUGCUGUGGACAACCUUACAAUCGCUUCCCCACUCUGCAACGUCUCCGCUGGCGAAAGUGGUACAGUCUCGGUUUCAUGUUCUCUGACAUCACUGGGUUGUGCGUCCAAGUCGAGGUUACCGCCCCGACGUAGCAGCCGCGGUGAAGUUAUCGUAGGAGCGUCUUCUACCGGCUUCGGCCACUUGAGUGGAUGUGGUUCUGUCCGUGGUGGAGGUGAAGCGGCGGUUGUGGCGGCAUCCGAUCCGUUUGUGCACUCACCGGAGAUGUAUGUUGUGGCUGAUAUCAAUGAUGAUGAGUACCUGAUGAAACGCGCGGGGCCCCACGUCACCGACACAAGUGCAGCGGAUGAGUUAAUUGCUCUUCUUGAUGCGAAGGAAGCGACGAUUCGAAACUAUGAUAUCUCAAGCGAAGAGUACCAGCGAGGGUGCGAGGCAGCGGCGCUAGAAAUUCUCCGGUCUGUGGAACGGUGUGAUGGUGGCAGCGUUGCAGGUGCCGGCCGCAUUAUCAGCAAUGUUUGGUGGACUGACCCAACAGAUUGUGAAGAAGAUGCUGCAUAUUUACAAAACAGUUAUGAGGAAGGCAAAGAUGGCCCCACUGUGGCUGACAUCCCGUCGUUAAGUGCGUCACCAAACACCGCAAAGACCCUCACAGAGAGACAGGCAAAAAAUUUGCUGCAUUGUUCACAUUACUAUCUUUCACUUGGUCACUUUACAGCAAACUAUUUGACGCACAAAGCAGUCCAAAUAUUGUUAUUGGAGCCUUACGGUAUUCUUUACAGGAUGACGCGCCAAUUUCUUGAUGUUUGCCUCUUGCAGAGUAGUCGUGUCGCGGACCGCAUAACCGGAUUGUGGCAGCAGGUGAUGCGGGGGUCACUUGAAAAGGGACAUUUUAACGCGCUCGGGGCAUUGGCGACUUUGAACAAUGCCUUUGUGGAAGAAUGGGAGCAUUGUGUACCCUACGGGAGCGAUACCAUACAGCUAAGAGUGGGUCUUGCUCCCGUCGGUGUUGAGAGGAACAGGAAGAGAGCCGUCGACGAGGUUGAAAGUGAGGUUGAAGGAUGUAAGGAUGAAGGCACAAGCGGAGAGUUAGUCCUCAGCGGCACAACGUUUCGUAGGCGGGCACGGAAUCCAUCAACAUCACGAUCCCCAAAAGCUGACCGGAACGAAGAAGGUACCGGCAAAGGAGUGACGUCGGUUUUGGUACCGGAUAAUCCCUUUGACUUCAUUUCCCGACUGUGUUUGUUCCAGGAGAGAGCAGACGUCAGCUUGUGGCCUAUUCCGGAGAAUGCAGUGUCUGCGUAUGGUGAUCUUUUCAGCACCCUGCUUUUCUGGAGCUCCGUGUCACAACUCAUCACACGCGUAUGGUGUAUCGGCAUUAAAUCAGAUACACCGGAAGUGUUUUUCUUCUGUAAUGCAUCGCGUUCGGUGCUAAAUGCUGUGUCUCAACACGUAUGGUACCUCGUCAGUGGCCGCGCCCGUGAGUACUGGUUGUCACUGAGGUGUGGUUCAAGCACUAUUUACGCCUAUAGAAGAAUAGAAGAUUUCACCACUGGCCACGCUGCCUUCCUGGAAUACUGCUCCUUCGCCGCUAUGCUAACUCCUAUCUUUGCGAGUGCUAGGCGGCAUGUGUAUGAAAUGGUUCAACAGUUAGAGGAGGUAGAGCGACUGCUUCUCCUUGUCGUAGAGAGGAGGACGGUUGCACAAACUGCACAGGAAGAACAUCUCCAGCCGGAUUCCAACUCCCCUUCUGUGGAGGUGAUUGGAAAAGGACAGUCCAACAAGAACAAGCAAAAAGUGAAAAGCAAAAGCAAGAAAACAACAAAGAAGGCUGGUCCAGUAGCUGAUCGUCACUCAGAACCCCAACCUGGAAGUCCGAAGAAACCCAGGGAACGUCUCAAGGAAGGGUCAAAAGCCCCCCAUGAAGUGAAUACUAAAACGUACCCAGUGGAUUAUCGGCGGAAGGUACGUGAUACCAUCCGCAGGCGCCUUCGCUCCUUCGCAGAGAUGACGGGGGCGCUAAUAGAGGGUCUGUGCUUCGCGCGGGACAGCAUUGCAGAUACGGGACAGAAGGAUGUGAAAGUGACUGAAGAUGAGGAGGAAGAGGAAGAGGGACUUCGGGGUAACGCGCAGGCGGUGGCGCGCGCCACCGCGUUGACAUCUCUAAUCCGACUGCUGGAGUCGAUGUACGCUUCGAUAAACAAUAGAAUUUAG